This is a messenger RNA of Zasmidium cellare ATCC 36951, 2178 nucleotides long. RefSeq lists its product as uncharacterized. Gene Ontology annotation, biological process: negative regulation of transcription by RNA polymerase II; cell differentiation; anatomical structure morphogenesis. Lineage: Eukaryota; Fungi; Ascomycota; Dothideomycetes; Mycosphaerellales; Mycosphaerellaceae. Gene Ontology annotation, molecular function: RNA polymerase II cis-regulatory region sequence-specific DNA binding; DNA-binding transcription factor activity, RNA polymerase II-specific. The record is from RefSeq and is a predicted model, not a curated record. The coding region runs from base 1 to 2178 and encodes 725 amino acids. The transcript is spliced from 2 exons.
AUGAAUCAAAGUGAUCCGGUUGUCUUGAACAGGUCUCAAGCUCAGGAAACACGAGGCAGCCAUAACAGCGCUACUACCCCUAGCCGACGCACUUCAUCUUCCGCGUCGUCUCGCUCGCAGAGGCGGUCUCCCAGUCCCGAAGAACGCAGCGGUUCGAAGACUCCGCUGACACCAGAGGAGAGUCCGCCUUUCAAGUCGACCGCAACAAGGAAACGAGACGCCGGUAUUGUAGAGGCAGAAGACAAAGAGAUUGACGACAGCGAAGCAACUCCAACUCACGCCAGGCAGGACAGCGGUGAUAGUGGUAUCCACGUCUGUAUCUGCCAGCCCGACCCGAAGAUCCGCCGACCGAGAAACGCGUUCAUAUUAUAUCGACAGCACCAUCAAGCCAACGUUGUUGCUCAGAAUCCAGGUCUUGCAAAUCCAGAAAUCUCGAAGAUUAUCGGUGAGCAGUGGCAGAAUCAGUCUCCUGAAGUCAAGAACAAGUGGAAGGCCCUUGCCGAAGAGGAGAAGCUUCGUCACCAGCAGCAGUACCCGACCUAUCGUUACCAACCCAAACGCAGCGGUCGUCGCAACAGCCAGUCCUCUGACUGUAGUGGGAAGAAGGCCAAGUGUGCGAAGUGCGGUGGUAGGAGUAUCUUGGCUCCAUCAACACCUUUUUCGAACGUGCAAUCCAGCAACCCAAGCCCAGCAGGACCACAGACUCCCAGCUCGGCGAUCACUCCAGUCUCCAGGACUCUUCCAGUGCUCAGAGAUCUGAGCCUCCAAUCACCAGCAGCACGUCGCUUGGGCAAGCAGUUCCCUAGCAGUAACAUGUCACCACUCCACGCACACCCUGACGACAGAGACGAUCUUGGUCCUUUGAGCCAAGAUCUCAAGCGGCGUCGAUACAACGGAGAGCAUGCCCCAACGCUCAGCAGAGCCAUGCCAACUCGCUAUGCGGCUGCUCCAGCAGCUCCUCAGAGCGGCCCGGGUACCCCAUUCCCGUUCGCACAGGCGCCUCCACACCCGUAUCCUCCUGGCGCUGCGCAUUCUCGUCGUGAAAGCUUGCCUGGCCUUCGCGGUAUGGUCAGCUCUCCAGGCGCGAUGGCACCUCCGCCACGUCCUGGCCCAGGCUAUCAGCAGCACCGCUUGUCCCAAGGCCACAUUCCACACGAUCGGUCCCUCACUCUGCCACCACUGCAGACCAGCACUACUGCGAACGUGCCAAGUGCACUGGCUACCGCAGGAGCAGGCAAGACGGCCAAAGAGCAGAUCAUGAACUUGGACUUCCGGCACAAGAUCAGCGUGCUGCGCCGCGUUGCGCCUCCAACACCGUUGAAGAAGUCAGCUCUGCGUGGACCUUUACUCGUUGUCGAAGGAGACAACGUGGAGGCGGUGAAAGAUCUUGGAAAGUGGCUGAGUGAUACGCUUCGCAAGGACGACGAUCUCACUGUGAGCCUUCGCAAUGGACCGACGCUCUCCGCAGACGGCUCCAAAGAGAAGCUCAUGGCGCAGUAUCACCGUCUUGCUGCGGAGUGGUUGGAUAAGAGUGGUGGGAUCAGAGACUCGUUGGCGAUACGGACCAGCUCACCGACUGACUCUGUCAUGGUCGAUGCAGCGCCUGCGGUCGUGAAGGCUGGAAGAGACAUUGACGAGAACUACGACGAUAGCGACUCAUCGACGUCCAAGGCCAAGGCCGAGAAGGCAGCUGAGGGACGGAAGGAGACAGGCUCCGAGCGUGCCAAAUCCGACGCCUCGAAGAUGGACGUCGACACGGCAUCAAAGGGGUUUCGCUCGUCGAUGGGUGAUUCAGCCAUGAAAGACGGCGGCUCUUCGUCCAGCUCCGCCAAGCCGAUCAGCAUCAUCGCCAACUACUCACUCCACGCAAGCAACUUCUUCGCGUGCAACAUCCCCAUCGAUGCGCAUGAUCCAUACGCGCCGACUGAUCAUUGGCAGUGGACGGCCACGCAAUGGCGUGGCAUCAUCAGCCCUGACUUGACUAUCUACGUCCGCGAUGGGGUUACGGGCGAUAGUGGCAAGCAGAGCGUCGACAUUCUGGAUGAAGGCAACCUGUUUGUGGUGAAGAGAACGAAGGCGGAUGGAAAGGAGACGCUGGAGAUUGAGCCGUCUACUCUGCGUCGUCUUGGGUUCGAAGUCAGCGAGUGGGUCAGAGCCUUUGGGUCGAAUGCGGAGUGA